Molecule: messenger RNA, 837 nt
Organism: Clonostachys rhizophaga
Lineage: Eukaryota; Fungi; Ascomycota; Sordariomycetes; Hypocreales; Bionectriaceae
Source: the annotation of a GenBank genome assembly
AUGGAUUUGGUCAGAGCGGAUGGUAAACCUCUGUCAACCUUCCAAAUUGCUCGCGUCCUCAACAGAGAGCGAGUUAUUGCUGUGCCGUCACAUUGGACCAACCUCCACCUGGAUUUACUCGAAUGCUCUUUCGGUAGAAUUACCUAUGAUCAUCCCGCUGAAGAAGAAGAAGCAGGGCCCAAUAACUUGCACUUGCUCUUCCAGUCAUUCGCCAAUAUCAACGCUUGGAAGCGAGCGCACUCGGUACCUCACCUCAUGUGCCAAGACAAGAAAAUCUACACGGGCGACAUAUUAGCCCUCUUCUUUGAAGGCAAGGUCGUGGAGGUGUUUCCAUGCACCACCUUUCAUGCCCAGCCUGUCUCCAAACACGAACGCUCCCCACCGUUCGCUGUUUAUGUGGACGUAAAGACUCUCCAGUGGAUCCGAGAGGACUAUUUUGAGCCCUCUUCGAUUUACGCAGCGACUGCUAAGAUUGCACAGUCCCUCAGAGACAUCAAGAUCAAGAAGGCAACACCCGAAAACCCGAUGCACGACCCAUACAUCCCUGCGCUCUUGAUCGCUAUGGCACAAGAGCAACAGGCAUCUGCAGCUGAUCUUGAUUCACUCUCCGAUGUGAUGCGUAUGACAUUUCAACCAAAACUCAUUUUGUCAAAGCCCAGGUCCGAUUUUGUUUACCUCUAUGAAACAAACAUCAACUCCAUGUUUCUGUGCAAGUUUAGCGACCCGGGCGUGAAGCCACCAUACUCAACGAGCAUGGAGAUCCGCAUUAGUGCCAUCCCAGUCAAACCCAUCCACACUCUUGGUCGCCGCCUCCAGGAGCUUGUGCUUCCGUAUUAA